Messenger RNA from Schistocerca cancellata (South American locust), 4138 nucleotides. RefSeq lists its product as uncharacterized. The coding region runs from base 150 to 3836 and encodes 1228 amino acids. Lineage: Eukaryota; Metazoa; Arthropoda; Insecta; Orthoptera; Acrididae. The transcript is spliced from 13 exons. Gene Ontology annotation, biological process: microtubule-based movement. The record is from RefSeq and is a predicted model, not a curated record. Gene Ontology annotation, molecular function: microtubule binding; microtubule motor activity; ATP binding.
GGCUCAUAUAUUCAAACUGGAAGUUGCGGUUUCAAUGUUUGAGACUGCUAAAGUAAUUAGUUUGGUGGCUGAUUUGAAGAAGAUUUUCAGCUUGGAAUAACAGCGCAUACAGAACUGUUUCUCACAAGAACUUACCACCUCCUGUGAAGAUGGUGCUGAAUCGAAGAUCAUUGGAAAGAUCCUUCUCUCCUAUGAGUAAAGUGAAGAGGAAGUCAGUUCAUACGCGAAAGUCUGUGCAGUAUUCUCCGGGUUCAGCAAGAAAGUUAAAGGAGAACGCUAAACGCCAGUCAAAUGUGAAAGUAGUUGUGAGAGUGCGCCCUACAAAUGAAAAAGAGUCUGGAGAAAAUUACAGAUCCAUCAUCCAGAUAGUCGAUGACAAGAUGCUUGUUUUUGACCCUAAAAUUGACGAACCUUCAUUCUUUUACCAUGGUGUCAAACAAAACUGCAGGGAUCUGUUAAAGAAACAAAAUAAAGACACUACCUACAUUUUUGAUAAAGUCUUUGGUUUCACAUCAACAAAUACAGAAGUAUUUGAAGGCAGCACGAAAGAAAUGAUAAAGACUUUGUUGAGUGGUUAUAAUUGCUCAGUGUUUGUUUAUGGUGCCACAGGAGCUGGGAAAACAUAUACAAUGCUUGGAAGUGCAGACAGUCCAGGAAUUACUUACCUUACUAUGGUUGAGCUUUAUUCUGAGAUGGAGAACUUGAAGGAUGAGAAAACUUUCGAUCUGUGUGUUUCUUAUUUGGAGGUAUACAAUGAAAAUGUUAGAGAUCUCUUGCAGCCUUCUGGUCCCCUCCAUGUGCGAGAAGACAGUAGAGCAGGAGUUUCUGUUGCAGGCCUCAGAAUGGAGACAAUUGACAGUGCAGACAAAUUACUUGCAAUGUUAGCACAAGGAAACAAAAACAGGACACAACAUCCAACUGAUGCAAAUUCAGAGUCGUCGCGAUCACAUGCUGUAUUUCAGGUUCACAUUCGAAUGACUCAUAGACUUAGCAGUCAGAUUAGUUUGGUGAAACUGUCAAUGGUGGACUUAGCAGGCUCUGAAAGAGGUAGUGCGACUGGUUGCACUGGAGCACGCUUUACAGAAGGAGCUAAUAUUAACAAAUCUCUCCUAGCUCUAGGCAACUGCAUUACAAAUCUGGCUGAUGGCUUGAAGCAUAUUCCGUACCGUGAUUCAAAGCUAACACGCCUGCUAAAAGAUUCACUUGGAGGCAAUUGUUACACUGUAAUGAUAGCGAAUAUAUCACCAUCAAGCAAAUCGUAUGAAGAUACUCAGAAUACUUUAAAAUAUGCUACAAGAGCCAUGAAAAUAAAGUCCACAGUAAAAAGCAAUAUUGUUAACUGUGAAAUGCAUGUGUCACAGUAUGCAAGGCUUGUGGAAGAGUUAAACCGCAAACUGGCUGCACAGAACGACGAAAUUAGUAAACUAAAAGAACAAUUGAAAUCAAAUGUAGUAAAUGAAAGAAGUUCUACAGAGAAAACUGAGAGUGAUGAGAUACAUCACUGGAGGAGAAAAUUAAGAGAAAUGUAUAAAAUUAAAAAGAAGCUCAAUAGUGAAAUCCUGUUAGCAGAAAUGAAGAGAAAAAUACUUAAAUGGAGAGCAUACAUUAAAGAACAAGCUGCUGCUCGUGUCGAAGUUCUUUGUUAUGACAGUGAACAGCUUAAACAGAUUGAGAGAGAGAAUGCAGAGAUAAAGUCACGGCAUCUGAAGAAAUUAAUCACUCUGCAGCAGAAUGAAAUGGAAGGACAUUACAUAAUGUUUAAGACUAUCUGCUGCAUGAUGAAAGACUACUACCUCAUGCUUAAAGGUUUUGGGAAAGAAACCAAUGCAAUGAAAGAAAGCUAUCAGCAAGCUGUCCGCAUGAUGGUAGGAAUUAAGGGUAUAACAUGGGAAGAUUCACAAAAUGAUCACCUAAUGGAUUUAAAGGAAAUUAUGAGGCUUUCUGCAGCUUUGCAAGAAGGAGUUGCUUGUGUUAACCCACCUGUAGUCAGUGAAAGAAGUUUACUCCGGGAUGUGAACAGGAAGGAUUCAUCUGGUUUAAUUUCUGAAGACUCAGAACAACAGUCAGGAAGGUUUAAUUUUUCAUUAAAUUGUAAUGAAGUAAGUUCAGAAAGGCCAAUGGAAGAAGGCUGUACCACAACUUCUCCUUUUAAUGACGAAAUUAUUUCACUUAAAAAUGGCUCACCAGAAUGCUCUCUGUACUACACAGAUGAGAUGGGAAUUACAGUAAGAACAAAAUUUUCCAAAGACACAAGGAGAAUUCUAUGCUCUGAUGACACAGAGGAAACUGGAACACAUUCUUACGAAGCAGAAGAGGCAGUUUUGAAAUGUGAAGCUGAAAAGAUAUGCUCUGCUUUACUAGAAACUGAAUCAGAGUGCCAUAGUCCCAAGGUUAUCUCAGAAAAAGAUCUUAAUAAUACAUUCUCAUGCAAGACAAGGACUACUAACGUAACUAAUCCAGCACUCUGUAAAACUCAGGAUGAAGAGCAUCAGACACAAGAAAGGGAGAUGAAUUUGUUGACACCAGUUUUUAAAUGUGAUCCUGAGGAAAUGAAUGCCAAGAGCCACAUCUUACAGGUUGCCUCAGAGCCAGAUCUUAAUGCAACAUUUUCACGCAAAACAGAAACUAAGAUUGACUGUGGUGAUUCAGUAACUGGUGAUGCUGCGUUCGCUUCACCACAGGACUCCGAAGGACAACAACCUGAGAGCCGCAUAUUGCAAUGUCUCUCUGAAUCAGAUCUUAACAAUACAUUCUCAUGUGAGAUGAGAACUACUAAAAUAACUAAUUCAGCACUCUGUGAAACUCGGGAUGAAGCACAUCAGACACAAGAAAGGAAGAUGAAUUUGUUGACACCAGUUUUUAAAUGUGAUUCUGAGGAAGCGCAUGCCGAGAGCCACAUCUUACAGGUUGCCUCAGAGCCAGAUCUUAAUGCAACAUUUUCACACAAAAUAGAAACUAAGAUUGACUGUGGUGAUUCAGUAACUGGUGAUGCUGCAUUCACUUCACCACAUGACUCUGAAGGACAACAACCUGAGGGCCACAUAUUGCAACGUGUCCCUGAAUCGGAUCUUAACAAUACAUUCUCAUGUGAGACACGAAGUCAGGUUGCAUCUAGUUAUCCAGCCACCUGUGCUGGUCCUUUGUCGUCUAAGAAAGAAGAAAAAGAAUUUUGUUUCUUGAGACCAGUUGGUGUUAAAUGUGUUAGGAAAGUGCAACCUACAAGUCAUAUUUCAACUUUAGACUCUACCUUCCGCCUGCUCAGAGAUGUUGACGCUUCGAGAAAACCAUCUGUACAGAAAUUAUCUCCGGAUUCAUCUUUUGUAAUAAAAAGAACUACAGGAAAGUGUAAAGAUGUUAUUAACAAAACUUUCUUACAACACAAGAAGGUUCUGUCACCUGCAACUCCAGGGAAAAGAAAUAUUCUCUCUAAUCGAAACACCACAGAUACAUUACAAAAAGACAUUGUUGGUCACUCUGAUGUCAAGCAUUUGAACAAUACGGGAAAAAUGAAAAAUUCACUUAAAGCACCAUCAGUGCAAAACAGCACUUUAAAUAAGGAAAACAUUUAUACACCCAAUAUCACAAAAAGGAAAAUAAAAAGAAAUGACAGUAUGAAAUUACCUGUGAAAAAGAAUCAAGAAAGUAUGUUUCCCUCCAGGAGAGUCUCACCACCUGUUACGUGUAGUGGCAUUGCCAAUCACCAGCAAGUGGUAAAACCUGCAGCUAGCAGACACAGAAAUAUCGUCAGUGCGCCACCAAACUGCAUUUAUGGGUCAAAAACACUGCCUGAAACAAUAACUCAGGCAAAGAGGACAUGUCUACUUCGAAGUAGCUGAUCUGAGGAAAUUUGUAUAACAAGUAUACAUUGUAAUAUAUUACCUUUUGUAUUUUUUAUUUUGUAUUUAUCUUUUGUAUUUUAUUACUUCAUAUAGCAGUUAUUAUACCAUGACGUAGUGAAUCAUGUUUAUAUAGAUAAUUUAUGGACAUUUAUAAUCACCGAACACUGUAAAUAAUUAGUACAGACCAAUGAGGCAAAAAUGAAUUUUAAGCAUAGCAUUUUAUUUUUUGAUUUAUAGGAAACUUCGAACUGUCGUGUGUGUUUUUUUUCCUGUAUUUGCGUACUAAAUUAUGUAUAAAU